This is a messenger RNA of Eutrema salsugineum, 660 nucleotides long. RefSeq lists its product as uncharacterized. The coding region runs from base 1 to 660 and encodes 219 amino acids. The transcript is spliced from 5 exons. The record is from RefSeq and is a predicted model, not a curated record. Lineage: Eukaryota; Viridiplantae; Streptophyta; Magnoliopsida; Brassicales; Brassicaceae.
AUGCAGGCUCCUCCACUGUCUUGUGUUUUGCUUGUCAAAACUGGACUCCAAGGUUGGCAAAAGAUUUGGACUAAAAUAUUUCAGGACAUUGAAGGUAAGCCUCUCGAAGUUGAUGUAACGUUGAUGUAUUUACAUGGCAAAGUCGAUCCUUUGGUCUUCAUUAAGAAAUUAUAUAAAGCGAGAACUUGCACUAUGCUCUACAGAAUGGAUUAUGGAUAUGAAGAGAAUCCAGAAGGAACCCGGAAACCAAAUAAUCACUUCAUGAGAUACAGAUUCGAACUAAACACAUUAGAAGAAGGUUGGGAUAAGAGAAUCAUAGGAGCUUUGAAGACCAUCCAAGGUGUGUCAUUUACCAUAGAUGCACCAACCGAGAUGGUAUAUUUAUGUGGGAACAUUGAAAUUGGAGUACUCAUGAAGAUGCUAGUGAAGACAGGCAUCCAUCUGUUGACAAUGGACUAUGGAGUUGAGUAUAAAGAUCCAAAUUUGAAGCCACCACCCAAUAAACUUGAGGCUCCGGCAAAUGAAACCGAGACACAGCCCACGCAAGACACAUUGCCUCCUCCUCCUCCUCCUCCUGAGGCUGUAAGUACAUCAACGAAACAGCAAGCCAAAUACAAGAAGCCUGGCGGUUUUAGAAGGUUUUGUUGGUUUCUGUUUUAA